AUGGGCACUAAUGAGUCUGCCAUUGACGCCUUGGUCGCUCUUGGUGUACCACUGGGACUGCAGACUGGCUUGCCUGUCAUCGACGAAGUUUUAUCGAAUAAUUUGCAGUACGGAGAAAUAUCUGAAAUUAUGGGUGAUGCUGGCACUGGAAAAACUCAGUUAUGCUAUGCUCUCGUCACACAUUUCCUUUUCCAUACGACGUUCAAUGUGGCAUGGUUAGACUCGAAUGGUUCAUUUCGAGCUCAUCGAUUGGUUGAGUACGCGAAGGGUUCUGGUGAGACUAUUGACAAAACAUUCGAGGCUCUUGAACGUGUAACAAUCGCUCGUGUCAGCGAUCACAAACAGCUCAUAGAGAUUCUAGGACUUAUAGACGACUAUUUUGUGGAGUACUGCAUUCGCCUAGUGAUAAUUGAUGGCGUCUUCGAAAUGUGUGAUGAGCGUCUCUUUGGGGAAAAUGUUAGAAGAUCUUCCAUUAUGGGAGUGAUUUUAAACAAGAUCAACACUCUCACUGAGGCUGGCUGCACUGUCGUGACAACCUGUUCUCAAAAAGAUCACGAAAGCGAGUUAACCAGGAACUGGAUUCAACAGAUACAAAGGAGUAUACUGGUGGAGAACGACAGUAAGGUGCGAGGAGUUCGUGUUUUGAAGGUGAAGGAUCCUUCACAGAAUUGCGGUCGCUUCAAGAUCAGCAGCCGUGGUCUUCGAGCCGAAUAUUCAUGA
Necator americanus (New World hookworm) is the source of this 720-nucleotide messenger RNA. RefSeq lists its product as uncharacterized. Gene Ontology annotation, biological process: double-strand break repair via homologous recombination; DNA strand invasion; reciprocal meiotic recombination. Gene Ontology annotation, cellular component: replication fork; centrosome; Rad51B-Rad51C-Rad51D-XRCC2 complex. Lineage: Eukaryota; Metazoa; Nematoda; Chromadorea; Rhabditida; Ancylostomatidae. The transcript is spliced from 7 exons. Gene Ontology annotation, molecular function: four-way junction DNA binding; single-stranded DNA binding; ATP-dependent activity, acting on DNA. The coding region runs from base 1 to 720 and encodes 239 amino acids. The record is from RefSeq and is a predicted model, not a curated record.